ACUUGGCCACGGCACUUUAAACUUUACCCCCCGCCUUGUCUUUCCACCUCCACGUUCCUCCUCAAAUCCAGUCACCAUAGGGACUCUUGUCGAUACCCACGAACACCCCUUCUCGGACGAAUCGAAAGACCGAAACCUACCUGCUGCUUUCCGAGUAACUCACUGGUCCGGAUCCAACAUGGCGGCCACCGUCGCCUCGUCACACUCAUUUGGCGGUGGGCUACAUCCACUGCAGGCAAAGGGGUUACUUGCAGCAGCCCAGCAGCGCCAACAACAGCAGCAGGCGCAAUCGCAACCGCAGCUUCAUCCCUGCAUGCUUUGGCAGCACAACUCUUACCAGAACCAUCAACGCCGAAAUGACCCAUCACAAACGCAACAGAAUAAUACUGGUGGUGGGUUCGAGAUGGCUACGCGCAAGCCCCAGCUAAGCGACUUUCAUCGCAUAAGGACAUUAGGAACUGGCACCUUUGCUCGUGUGGUGCUCGUCCGACCAGCCAAUGGCACCGAUAUUGACCGUCAAAAGGUUUACGCAUUGAAGAUUCUAAGAAAGACGGAAGUGAUCAGACUAAAACAGAUCGACCAUGUGCGCCACGAGCGACAGAUCCUCAAGGAUGUAACAGGCCACCCGUUCAUCACCAGUCUCCAAGCCUCCUUUGCCGACCGCGACUUCCUCUACCUUUUGCUCGACUACAUUCCCGGCGGAGAGCUGUUCACAUACCUGCGCAAACACCGACGGUUCGACGAGGAGAUGGCCCGCUUCUACGCGGCCGAGAUCGUGCUCGUGCUCGAGUACCUCCACGAAAAGCAGGGCGGAAUAGCUUACCGGGAUAUGAAGCCAGAGAAUGUGCUGUUGGACGCGGACGGGCACAUCAAGCUGGUCGACUUUGGUUUUGCCAAGCGGAUGGGGUACAAGGACGAUGAGCACCCGGUCGAGACCUACACCCUUUGUGGCACUCCAGAGUACCUGGCGCCUGAGGUCAUCCAGAACAAGGGCCACACGACAGCGGUGGACUGGUGGGCGUUGGGGAUCCUGAUAUACGAAUUCCUGACGGGCUAUCCCCCGUUUUACCACAACAAUCCCCUAGAGAUUUACAGACAAAUCGUAGAAAAGCCGGUCCUAUUCCCCGCCACACCAGCAAUCAGCGAAGAGGCCAAGGACAUCAUCCGGUCCUUCUGCACAGUCGACCGGUCCAUGCGACUCGGCAACAUGAGCGGUGGCGCGGCAAGAGUGAAGGCGCACCCAUGGUUCAAGGGCGUCGACUGGGAGGCCGUGGAGCAAAAACGCCACAAGGGUCCCAUCAUCCCUCACCUAAGCCACCCCGGCGAUGCUUCGUGCUUCGAUGUGUAUCCCGAGCAGGACGUCAACAACGAGGCGUAUACGGAUGAGAUGUUUGCGAAGUACGAAAAGUAUUUUGAGGACUUUUAGUGAAAGGGCCUCGGUUGUCUGCGGGAAGGGGUUCAAGCGCCCAAGUAUUUUGGGUCUCAAGCGGUUUUUGGUGAGGAGAUUU
This is a messenger RNA of Neurospora tetraspora, 1508 nucleotides long. RefSeq names its product kinase-like domain-containing protein. Gene Ontology annotation, cellular component: cAMP-dependent protein kinase complex; cytosol. The coding region runs from base 179 to 1426 and encodes 415 amino acids. NCBI's taxonomy places the organism in Eukaryota, Fungi, Ascomycota, Sordariomycetes, Sordariales, Sordariaceae. The record is from RefSeq and is a predicted model, not a curated record. Gene Ontology annotation, molecular function: ATP binding; cAMP-dependent protein kinase activity. The transcript has 4 exons. Gene Ontology annotation, biological process: peptidyl-serine phosphorylation; signal transduction.